Tuber melanosporum (Perigord truffle) is the source of this 1370-nucleotide messenger RNA. RefSeq lists its product as uncharacterized. Gene Ontology annotation, cellular component: membrane. NCBI's taxonomy places the organism in Eukaryota, Fungi, Ascomycota, Pezizomycetes, Pezizales, Tuberaceae. The transcript has 3 exons. The coding region runs from base 195 to 1019 and encodes 274 amino acids. The record is from RefSeq and is a predicted model, not a curated record.
AUCAUUUUUCAGUCAAACACUGACGUCGGCAAUCUGCUCUCUUUGUCAGCUUCCGUCUUGUCAUCAUCCAUCCGUUUCCUUCCACGAACCCCCACAUUCUCGCCCACCUCUUGUCUACCCUUCACAAACCUUCGAUAACAGUAUUGCAGCCUCUGCGUUUCUCACAUAGUUCUUCGAUAGAUUAUCCAAACAAAAUGGGAGCCCCAAGCACAGUUCCCCACCAUCCACCCACCUACGGUAGCAAUGAGGCGUCGACUUCUUACACGAGGCCCCCUCCGGGCUAUACUGGGGAUCAGUCACCGCUGAUGGGGACCCCCCGCAGUAGUGAAGAUAACAUCCCCGACGACUUCAAGUACUCAACCUCUGUAGCCGAGGCCACAAUCGACAUCCGCCAUGCCUUCGUGCGAAAAGUUUAUGCAAUCCUCACGGUUCAACUUAUCGUUACAGCAAUUUUCAGUUCAAUUUCCUUCUUCAACGACUCGUUCAAAACAUGGAUUCAAACGAACACCUGGAUGCUUUUCAUAGCGCUCUUUGGCUCUUUAGGAUUCCUUGGGUUGACGUUCUGGAAGCGGCAUUCCUAUCCUAUGAACCUGAUCUUCCUCUCCGGAUUCACUUUGGUCGAAGCUUAUACCGUUGCCAUCGUAACCUCUUUCUACGACUAUAGGAUUGUGCUUGAGGCUGUCAUCAUCACCGGCUUGCUUUUUGCCGGGCUGACCUUGUUUGCCAUGCAGACUAAAUACGACUUUUCAAGUUGGCAUAGCUACCUCUACGGCGCGCUCUGGCUCCUCAUCGUACUCGGGUUCGUCUCCAUGUUCUUCCCGCAUAAUGGUUGGGUCGAACUUAUGUACUCGGGCAUCGCGGCUUUGUUGUUCUCCGCGUAUAUCUUGUUCGAUACGCAGAUGAUUAUGAGGAGGAUGCAUGUUGAGGAGGAGAUUGCUGCGGCGAUUGCUCUGUAUUUGGAUAUUAUUAACUUGUUCCUUGCUAUCCUGAGGAUUCUCAAUAGUUCUAACGAUAACUAAGAUGGAUCGUCUGUUGGGGGAACAAAUUGGGGGAUGGAGGAAGGGUGCCGGGUGAAUAGGAGAAAUAAUCAGAGAAUGGAGGAAAGGUGCCGGAAUAAUUAGGGAAUGAGGACAAGGAGGAGGGAAAGCGCACAAUCAGCCAGGAUGGGGAUUUGUAGGAAGGCUAUGGACUGGGGGUAAUGGGGUUGCUGCUUUGGAAAUCAGCUUGUCUUUUUUUCUAUCGUUUUAUUUGGCUGUUCCAGUCGAACCGGUUUUUGUGAUGGUGAUGGUUCCUUUUUUUCCCCUUCUUCAAGCCAGUCUAUGGUUUGGAACUUUUCACGAUGUACCUUUAAUCCAUCCCGCUUUUCAGUA